This is a messenger RNA of Saprolegnia parasitica CBS 223.65, 453 nucleotides long. RefSeq lists its product as hypothetical. The record is from RefSeq and is a predicted model, not a curated record. The transcript has a single exon. The annotation marks the transcript as partial. Lineage: Eukaryota; Oomycota; Saprolegniomycetes; Saprolegniales; Saprolegniaceae.
AUGGGUUUCUUUGGCCGGUCCAGCGAAGCGUCCCCGCGGUCGCCCUCGAUCAGCCACAACGACUUGACGCCGAGCGGCCUCGAAGACAAGGAGAACGAGCAUGGCGAUCUCCAGCGCAAGAAGCGCAUGCUCAUCAUGGCGGGCUGCGGCCUCGCAGUCGUCGCCGCAGUCGGCGUUGUGACGUUUGCAGCGACGAGCUCGACGGACGCGAGCACGGGCGAAGGCCUUUCCACGACACCCAAGCCGACGACGGCGGCUGCCAACGGCGAAACCUUGGUCGGCUCGACGGGCCACCUCGACAGUGUUCCGGCGGAGAGCACGUUCACCCCGGUGGCCACGACCGCCGAUGCGCCCGAGUCGGCCAACGUGACGUUGAUUGGCGACCUCAACGCGCUUCCGGGUACGGAGAACGCGACGACGACACAGACGCCAACGACGGCACCGGUCACCGAA